AAAAAAAAAAAAAAAAAAAAAAGAAUGAAAAUUGAAUUGCAGUAUAAUCUUAAAAUUUUUGAGAAAUCUACGUUUUUCAGCUAAAAAGAGACAGACUCAGCCUUUUGACCUUUCUUCUUUCCCUCCUUGGAAGGCAAUCCAAGGCCUGGAAAAACAGCAGCCACAUUGUAACCAAAAGAAUAAAAACAUGGCUAAGGAAGUAUCAGGAAACUGAAAAGAACUCUGGACUGCCUUCCUCUGCACGUUUUAAGUGACAAAAAUGAAAUCUCUAUUUCUUUAAGUCACUGAAUCAGAUUUAUUCUUUCUGUGGCUACAAGUAGCCCUAAAUGAUGUAUUAAAUACUAAAAUAAAUACUAAAAUACACACCAAAAUACUAACAUUUUGGUCUUGAACUGCUGAUCUCAGGUGAUACACCCAUCUCAGCCUACCAAGGUGCUGGGUUUACAGGCAUGAGCCAUCACACCCACCUCAAAAGCUUUGUGUUUUUAAAUAUAUUAGACAUGUCUCUAGUUUCAAAAAAAAAAAAACCCUUAAUAAUGUAGGAGAAUAAGAGAAACUUUUUCCAAAAAAGAGAAAUUAUUGUGAUUAUUUUACCUUAUUGGAAUGUUGGAUAACAUAGUCAGCUUUAUUAAUCAUCAAGCAUGCUGUAAAUUUUCCAUUAUAAUAGGAUUUGUACCUCAAUUAAGGUGAUAAAGUUUUAAAGCUCAGAAAGUGAAAGCCAGCCCCACCCCUCUCCUAGAGUGGGUGGGGACAGCAGUUGCAUGGGCGCCUUUCCUUGUGACAUCACAGGACCUUCAUGACACGUGGCUGCUUGACCCCGCCUCCUUUCCCUUUCAUCUUUCUCAUUGACCAAUGGGCUUGGAGCAUUAAGGCCACACCCCUAUUCUGCAUUCUAGUGCAGCCCUGGUGACGCCUCCUCUGGCUCAGUCACACAGCUGCGUGGUACGUGACUGGAGGCAUAUCACUGCCUUUGCCUGGAUCACGCCAAUGUGGCCCCAACCCCACCUCCCUCCCCUCCCCAUGAUGUCAGAAAAAAACCAACAGAGCAAAUUGCCUGAGGCCAAGGAACAGUUUACAGAUGAUCAUCAGUGGAACAGUGCUGGUGCUGGUACCGGAGCAACCGACAGCAAACAGAAGAAAAUAAAUAAUGGCACUAACCCUGAGAAAACCACUUCUGGUGGUUACCAUUCACCUGAGGAUAAACAACAGAACCGAGCUCAGCUGAAAGAAGAAAAGCAGGAAAGCCACCAAUAUCAGCAAGCCCUAAGGAGGCAGCUAGAGGCCCAGGAUCAUACCAUACGAAUCCUUAUGUGUCAGAAAACUGAACUGGAGACAGCGCUCUAUUACAGCCAGGAUGCUGCUAGGAAAUUUGAAGAAGAAUCCAAGGAUCUGGCAGGAUGCCUGCAUCAUUCCUGGAACUUUGCAAGAGAGUUACAGCGGGCUCUCUCUGCUGUGUCCACACAGCACAAGAAGGCGGACAGGUAUAUCAAGGAGUUAACAAAGGAGAGGGACGCUUUGAGUCUGGAGCUGUACAGGAACACCAUAACCAAUGAGGAGCUGAAGGAGAAAAAUGCCGAACUACAAGAAAAACUUCGACUUGUAGAAACUGAAAAGUCUGAGAUCCAGCUCCACAUCAAGGAGCUAAAAAGGAAACUGGAGACAGGCAAAAUCCUGCUGCCACAGGUUCAAACCAACACUUUGCAGGAGGAGAAGAUGUGGAAUCAGGAGGAGGAGCUACGGGAUCAGAAGGAGAAGCUACGGAAGCAGGAGGAGAAGAUGUGGAGACAGGAGCAGAGGCUGCGGAAGCAGGAGAAGGAGCUGCGCGAGCUGGAGGAGCAGAUGCGGAAGAAGGAGGAGCAGAUGUGGGAGCAGGAUAAGCAGAUGCGGAAGCAGGAGGAGCAUAUGUGCGACCUGGAGGGGCAGAUGCGGAAGCAGGUGGAGGAGAUGCAGAAGAAGGAGGAGCAGAUGAUGAAGCAGGAGGAACAGAUGUGGGAGCAGGAGAAGCAGAUGAUGAAGCAGGAGGAGCAUAUGUGUGACCUGGAGGGGCAGAUGCGGAAGCAGGAGGAGGAGAUGCGGAAGCAGGAGGAGCAGAUGAUGAAGCAGGAGGAGCAUAUGCGCGACCUGGAGGGGCAGAUGCGGAAGCAGGAGGAGGAGAUGCGGAAGCAGGAGGAGCAGAUGCGGAAGCAGGAGGAGCAGAUGCGGAAGCAGGAGGAGCGGAUGCGGAAGCAGGAGGAGCAGAUGCAGAAGCAGGAGGAACAGAUGCAGGAGCAGGAGGAGCAGAUGCGGAAGCAGGAGGAGCAGAUGCAGGAGAAGGAGGAGCAGAUGCGGAAGCAGGAGCAGAUGCGGAAGCAGGAGGAGCAGAUGUGUGAGCUGGAGGAGCAAAUGCGGAUGCAGGAGGAGCAGAUGAGGGAGCAGGACGAGAGGCUGCGAUUUAAGGAGGAGAGGCUGUGGGAUCAGGAUGAGAAGAUGCAGGAGGAGGAGGAGAAGAUGCGGGGGCAGGUGGAGGAGAAGAUGCGGGGGCAGGUGGAGAAGAUGCGGGAGAAGGAGAGGACGGGAGAGCAGAAGAUGCAGGAAGAGCGGUGCUCAGAGCCCUGCCUCCCUCCCUCCGAAGAUCUGUAUGAUACGAGCCACCCUGGCAGCGUGAAGCCUGCACGAGAGGCCACGGAGGGUUCUCCUGAUGACAAUUGCACUGCACAGAUCAUGCAGCUGCUUGGUGGAAGGAAGAAUGCCCAGGAGUGCCCAGUCUUAGGCAGCACCUCCUGCAUCCCAUUCUUCUACCGAGGAGAUAAGAAAAAGAUCAAGAUCAUCAGUAUCUAAAAGCCGGCACUGUCAACAAGGCCUACAGAAGUGUAAGCCGCCACGUGACCUUGUGAAUAUCGUCUGAGAACAAACUUGAAAAAAGAAAAUUUAUUUUAAAUUGUGGCAAAAUACUGGCCGGGCACGGUGGCCUGCACCUGUAAUCACAGCACUUUGGGAGGCCUAGGCGGGGGGAUCACCAAUCCCAGCUACGUGGGAGGCUGAGGUUGCAGUGAGCCGAGAUCACACCACUGCACUCCUCUCUGGCUGACAGAGUGAAACUCCCAUCUCAAAAAAAAAAAAAAAAAAAAAAAAAAUUUCUACUUGAGGACUCUAAUAUCUAUGUAUGCUUCUAUUUUUUUUUUUUCUUGGUCUUUCUCGUUUAGUCUUGUGUUGUCUUGUCUUAUGGCAUGCCUAGUAAACUUUUAUCUGCCUCCAGAGAGUAUUGACUUUGACUUUAUGGCACACAAUUGGCGUUCAAGCAGAUCACCUUCAUCUAGUUUGGGACUAAGCUGGCUCAAAGCAGGUUUUAGUUUUUGUGACAGCUGGUCUAUUUUUUAUUCUUUUGGAUUCUUAGGGGUGGCCCUUCCAGGAUCC
Molecule: messenger RNA, 3393 nt
Organism: Pongo pygmaeus (Bornean orangutan)
Lineage: Eukaryota; Metazoa; Chordata; Mammalia; Primates; Hominidae
Product: golgin subfamily A member 6-like protein 7
Exons: 9
Coding region: 988-2817 (609 amino acids)
Cellular component (GO): Golgi apparatus; cis-Golgi network
Molecular function (GO): protein binding
Source: RefSeq, a predicted model, not a curated record